AUGCCCGGCGAAGCCAAAGCCCAGCUCAAAGAAGCCUCGCAGCAGGCGAAGAAGGAAUUCCACCCAGACUACCAGCACGCCCCGCACGCCUCGAGCGCAGCCUACACGGCCCCCGGGCGUCUGGGAAAUGCCACGCUCGCACUAGGCGAGGACCCGCGCGCCAAUGCCCAGCUGCUGCCUACGAUCAAGGCCAUCGGGAUGGGCACGCACGGCCCGCCGGCGUCGCUCGCGACGCUGGAUGAGAAUUCCACGCUCGACGAGAUUGGCGUGAUGGUGAAUGAGUUUAACGAGGGGUUGUUGCUGAUGUACAAUGGGGGCGUGUCGGUGGAUUUGCCGGGGGAUGCACACGAGCGGAAGGUGCAGAUGGUCGAGGAGACGAUCGCGGGGGGCGACGGGCAGGAUAUGCUGGUGUAUGUGUAUCGGCCUGCGGACCAGACGGCGCCGCUGCCGGGGAUUAUGUUCUCGCAUGGUGGCGGGAUGGUGGUGGGCACGACGAUGAAUCCCAUUCACGAUCGGUGGUGCAAGUCGCUUGCCGCGCAGGGGUGUGUGGUGGUGAUGCCGGAUUUCCGCAAUGCGUGGACGAAGAAUGGGUAUCACCAUUUCCCUGCGGGGCUGAAUGAUUGCGUCGCGGCGGCGAAGUGGAUUACGGCGAACAAGGAGAAGCUGAAGGUGCGCAAUCUUGUGCUGGAGGGCGAGAGCGGCGGGGCCAACUUGUCGCUGGCGAUUGCGCUGAAGGCGAAGCGCGAGGGCUGGGUGAAGGAUAUUGCCGGCGUGUAUGCGCUCGUGCCGUACAUCAGUAAUGCCUGGGGCUGGCCCGAGGAGAAGUUGCUGAAGGAGCUUCCUAGCUUGGUGGAGUGCAACGGCUACUUCAUCGGAAGAGGCAGCACGGCGUACAUUGCCCACUUCUACACGCCCACCGACGAGCACCAGCAGAAUCCGCUGGCCUGGCCGUACUACGCCACGCUGGAGGACAUGAAAGGCCUCCCGCCGCACAACCUGGUCAUGGACGAGCUGGACCCGCUCAAGAGUGAAGGCAUCUCGUAUUUUCGUCGCCUAGUGGAAGCGGGCGUCGAGGCCAGGGGAAGUUUGAACUUGGGCGUGAUUCACGCGUCGAGCCUCAUCUUCCGUUCCGUCAUUCCGGCCUAUCACAAGAGUGCCGUCAGAGACAUUGCUGCUUUCGCGGCGGAGUUGUAA
This is a messenger RNA of Neohortaea acidophila, 1194 nucleotides long. RefSeq names its product Brefeldin A esterase. Bases 1 to 1194 code for a protein of 397 amino acids. Lineage: Eukaryota; Fungi; Ascomycota; Dothideomycetes; Mycosphaerellales; Teratosphaeriaceae. Gene Ontology annotation, molecular function: hydrolase activity. The transcript has a single exon. The record is from RefSeq and is a predicted model, not a curated record.